CCUUGCUCAAGCAGGAAGCCUUAUAUAUCAUUCCAGACUAAAGGGUUGGGUUGGGUUGGCUACCAAGAAUGGAAAACGGCCUGAGCCAAUUCAAGAGACCACUGGUGAUGGGGACGCCAUGAUUUUGGCCCCUCCCGGUUGAGGUUCUGGGUGGUGGGGUUGCCUCAUGUCUCACUCCUGGAGGAAGAGGGGGAAGACGUGACCUCACAAGAGGCUGUGACAGCAGUGUGAAGUAGCAGCUCACCAAAUUUGAUGGCCACCACUGGAAGCUCUCAAGAACAUCCAGCUCCACCCUUAACAGCUGAAAGGAAGACCAACUGGCGGAUUGUCUCUAUGCCGCUACGAGAAAAGAGCUUAGGAAGGGAAGCCGGCAUCUGGGGUCCCGGUCAGAUAAGUCUCGUGGGUAGCCAAGCAGGGCUACGCUCUUGUCCAACUCAGCCAUGGCGCGUCCACUCAACAUGGACACCCUUCAGCAGAACUUCUGGAAGGAAGAAUAUGGGAAGGAGAUCAUGCUCCGUUUUGGCUGGCACCAGAAGUACGGGGCCUUGGUCAAAGCUAAGCAGGAGAGCCUACGCGAACGCCGCAAGAAAGCAGAAGACACCACCCUCCGCCUGCCCUCCGUCCGCCCCCCGCCCCCGGUCAAACCCAGCUCUCCCCCUCCGCCCCUCCCUCCUCCCCCACCCAAGCUGAUCCAGCCGCUGGCUCGGCAACGCGACCUGACCGGACUGGACAAGGCCCUCCUGGAGAUGGAGAUGAAGCCGGCUCCCCGCGAAGUGCGCAACCUUCUCUACCAAGGUAUCUCCCACGAGGACGAAGGACGUUACCACUACUUGAAGCUGCGCCUCCUCGUCCCGCCGGAGGAGAAAUACACUUUCCCCAUCACCACCAACUUCACCUACGGCUGGCAGAUGGGGAAAAUGGCCGCCUCCCACGUGGCCCCCACGGCCAAGACCCGCACCGACAGCUUCUUCCGAAAGAACGGCGCCUUUUCUCUGCUGCAUCCUCGGGAUGUGGCCCUUUGAGUGCCAAUUUCACAAAAAAAAAACAAAAAACGAGACUAUGUGAUUACUUUGCUGCCCGUCUCCUUCCUUGGCCGGUAUCUAAGGUGGCUUCAGGAUGAUCUAGAACAGGGGUGUCAAAAACUCAAUUUCAUUGAGGGCUGCAUCAGGGUUGUGUUUGACCUCAGGGGGGCCGGGGGCGUGGCAGGCGUGGCCAGCUUGAUGUCACUCAUUGAGGCUCUGCUUUUGGCCGCGAUGGCCUCCCGCAGUCCUCUGCCAGCGA
Messenger RNA from Pantherophis guttatus, 1281 nucleotides. It is a transcript of the gene SPMIP1, whose product is annotated as sperm microtubule inner protein 1. The record is from RefSeq and is a predicted model, not a curated record. NCBI's taxonomy places the organism in Eukaryota, Metazoa, Chordata, Lepidosauria, Squamata, Colubridae.